Drosophila willistoni is the source of this 909-nucleotide messenger RNA. Its product is annotated as oxysterol-binding protein-related protein 11. The coding region runs from base 92 to 778 and encodes 228 amino acids. The record is from RefSeq and is a predicted model, not a curated record. Lineage: Eukaryota; Metazoa; Arthropoda; Insecta; Diptera; Drosophilidae. The transcript has 3 exons.
AUCAAAGAAAACUUGGAAUUUUUAUUUAUGUUUCUGUUGGUUCCUAUAAUUUAACAAAGCGAGUUUAACUAGCUCAAAACCAAAUAUUAUAAUGGAGAUAAAUCGCAUGAUUAACCAAUCGCUACGCCAUCAAUUGAGCGGUCAGCUGAGUAAAUAUACAAAUGUAAUGAAAGGAUGGCAGUACCGCUGGUUUACUGUGGACCCCAAGACGGGAUUCCUUAGCUAUUAUCUGUGCGAUUCGGCUGCUGUGGGCGAUGACAUUGCCCCAUCACCUCAUGUACUGGCCAGUGCCCCAAGGGGUCAAGUCCAACUGGCCGGCGCAGUGGUCUAUCCCAGCGAUGAGGAUUCCCGUACUUUUUCCAUAGCCUGUGCUUCCGGGGAUACGGUCAAAUUGCGAGCAAACGAUGCUCGUGCUCGCCAGGAAUGGGUCGAUGGCCUCCGUGCCGUUGUCGAGAGCCAUACCAAGGCCAUGGACAUAAGUAACUCAUCGCCAUUGCCACCGCGGGAAUUGCUGGCUGCCUCCGAUGCCAUGGUCUCGGCUCGCCAAGCUUUAUUCCUAACCGAGCAGUGCAAUGCAUCGCUAGCCCGUGCCAUUGAGAACAUCGAAUGUGCUUCCUUUACGCCCACUGAUCCCGAUCUUCUGCUACUCAAAGCCAUCUCCACCGCCAGCACCCAGUGCCUGCAUCAAUGCCUUAGUCUAUUGCAGCGCCAUCAGGAGAUUAACCAACCGCCACCGCCCACAAAUGAGACCAUUCCGAUUGCUCCUGUCUUGCUCUAAGCGCCCAUUCAGCUUCUUUAUGUUGAAUUGUUUAUUUUGUGAUCUAAGUUAAAAGUAUUUAAGCAACAAUAAAUCAGCAUUCAAAUUGGCAUUGAAUGAUGCCGAUAUUUUGGAAAAUCGAGAAAACCCAA